CCUGGGCGCUUUGCCGCCGGUGGACUUACGCGCGGUCUGCUUAGUUCUUGCCAUCGUUUAAAGAGUAAUCUCGGAAACAAACCAAAUAACAAGGUUUGCUCCCGCUAACGCAAACUUAUACAGCAGUCCUGGCUUAUGUUGAUUGGUUGAAAAUUUUCCUUAGUUUCAUUGGUUCAAUGACGUCAUUGACUCUUCGCUUAUUCGAUAGGUCACUUGUCUAAAAUCAAAAAACGUUCCUUCCUGUAAGUCCCGAGGCGCGAUUUUUUUUAGGAAAUCAUUAACUUUCCCAACAUAAGACAUUCAGAAAUAGUAACAUAAGUUCAAAAUAAACAUACGAUGUACUUUAACUUAAUCGAGACCAUUUUAUAGAAAGCUAGGAUCAGCGAACAGGGUAAGGGAGUGGCAUUGCUGUGUGCAUAACAAUAACACAGUGCUGUGCAUAAAAGCAGACCGACCCAGGCCGGAGAAUCAUUUCUUCUAAUUUCUGAAAACGCACAUCAGGAUGGCCUCCGCAUCACUGCCACGAAGGAAGAUCCUCUCCGCGCAACAGGCUUUGGACCUGCUUCUUGAUAUGGACGCACUAGAUUCUGACGGAGGCCAGGUUUCGUUUGACCAGCAGCUGACUGAUGCCUCAUUGGAAGAGUCCGAAAUGGAGACGGAACAAGAACCCGACAUGCCUCCACGAAAGAUGCGCCGUGGUACCAGGAAACCCUGUGCGAGCCAGACGGCAAAAAACGGAACUGUGUGGGUAGAGGAGGAUAUUGGAAGUGGAACGCCCAGUGCAUCAGCACAUCCCUCGCGCUUCACUGCGUGCGCUGGACCCACAGAGUCUGCCAAGCGUAAAAUUACAAGCGUGCUCCAAAGCUUCCUCUGCCUGUUAGACAAGGGAAUGCUGUUGACCAUCAAAGAGUGUACGGUCCAUCAAGCCAGCAGAACAGAGCCGGAAUGGAAGCUGACAAUUCAUGAACUGAUGGCAUUCAUUUCUAUUCUGUUUGUGAGAGCAAUCAUGUGUCCCGUUGGCGCCAUUGUGGAUUGCUGGUCGGAAAACUUUCUGGUGCCGCUUAUUAAAGAGACAAUGUCCCGAGAUAGAUUCCUUUCAAUUAUGCAGCACCUUCGAUUUGAUGACAAGGACACGCGGGCAGAACGGGUGAAAACAGACAGAUUUGCUGCGAUCUCUGACAUCUGGACACGAUUCACCAAGAACUGUGCCGAGAGUUUCACUCCAGGAGAACACAUGACUAUAGACAAACAGGUGUUCCCAACCAAGGUUCGUUGUCCAUUCACACAGUAUAUCGCAUCAAAGCCGGAUGCAAGUAAAUGCAAAUUUGGGAUCAAAUUCUUGAUGGCAAUGGAUUGGGAGACCAAAUACAUCUGCAAUGUGUCCCCUGACUUGGGAAAGGACCCCAGUCAUCAUAAAGGGGAGAGGCUGGCAGAGAACUUGGUCAUGAGUCUGAUGGAGCCAUUUCUGGAUGACGGGAGAAAUGUCACAACGGACAGUUUCUUCACCUCACUGUCACUGUCACACAGACUGCUUCAGCGCAACACGACUCUACUGGGCACGGUGAAUAAAGUUUGCCGUGAACUUCCUCCAUCAGCAAAGGACACUGCAGAGCGAGAGGAAUUCUCCACAUCAGUGUUUAGAAAUGGCAGUGUCUCCUUGACGAUCUACACACCAAAAAAAAAGAAAACUGUGUGUCUUCUAAGUUCCUUGCACCGAGACGUGACGAUCGGAGACUGCAGAAAGAGGAAACCCAACACGAUAAACGACUACAACCACAUGAAGUGUGGUGUAGAUGUGUUGGACCAAAUGGCACGCAUGUAUUCAGUACGAGCACCAACACGCAGGUGGCCAGUAGCUGUAUUUUACAACAUGCUGGACCUGGCGGCGGCGAAUGCCUACAUUCUGUACAAGGCAUGCACAGGGUGGAAAGGCAAAAGAAGAUUGUUUCUGAGUCUUCUAGCCAAGGAGCUCUGUUGCCAAUUUAUGCAGCAAAAGGAAAUGGAGGCAGAGAGGAAGGCUGCUGCAGCGUUUGCUUCUGUUGUGGCAGGGCCUAUACAGACAACUCAGUGCCAGGUACAAGAGAGCUGCAACAGAAAUCGCAGCAGGUUUAUCUGUGCAACAUGUCAGAAAUUCACCUGUGCCAAAUGCAGGGAGGAUAGUCACUGGGUCUGCAAACGCUGCGAUAACAGACAGAAAGACAGACUGUAUGUGAGAGUAACCCUUAAGAAAAAAGCCACCAAGAGUCCCAAGAAGGCGGUAAAGCCAGCGGCAGCAAAGAAGGCCACCAAAAGUCCCAAGAAGGCGGUAAAGCCGGCGGCAGCAAAGGCCACCAAAAGUCCCAAGAAGGCGGUAAAGCCGGCGGCAGCAAAGGAGGCCACCAAGAGCCCAAAGAAAGCAAAGGCAGCCAAGCCUUGUAUUAAGCUAACUUUUAAAUGAAAGUAAAGUGUUUUGGGAGCAUGACUGUGGUCAUAUUUAGGGUUAAAAUUAUAGAAAUAAGUACAUAUUACCAUUUUUAGUGACUCUACAAAACAUCUGCGAAUCCUCAUUUGCGACGGCUUCUGGAACCUAACCUCGCAAAUGUCCGAGGUCUGACUGUAUAGCAGUUGUUUAUGUUCUUACAUUCCCACCUUCCCUUUAAACAGUACUCCUUGUAUGUAGCUUAUGCAUCAAUGUUGAAAUGCUUUCCUUGUCCUAGUAGCAUAAAAUUCUAUUUAGAUUGUUUGUUUAUUUUUGUUAGUUUUUAAGGCCCUUCUUAGUAGGCCAGUGUCUACUCAAGAGUGUCAACUACAGAGGAAAAUAAAUUACUCUGAUUUUACCAUUAA
This is a messenger RNA of Paramormyrops kingsleyae, 2823 nucleotides long. NCBI's taxonomy places the organism in Eukaryota, Metazoa, Chordata, Actinopteri, Osteoglossiformes, Mormyridae. The record is from RefSeq and is a predicted model, not a curated record.